AUGAUUGAGAACUGGCGCCCCAUCAGUCUUCUCAAUGUUGAUAGAAAGAUCUUGGCAAAGAUUCUUUUUUGGCGCUUGUCGUCAGUAGCAGGCGAUUUUUUGUCCAGCCAUCAGCACUGUUCGGUCCAAGGUAGAAGUACCUUUUCAGCAGUUUUGGCUAUCCGGGAGGCUUUGGAACGAUGCAGGGCUGCUGGAUGGAGAAAGUACUUGCUGGCAUUGGAUCAGGCAAAAGCUUUUGAUCGAGUGAAUCAUGAAUAUCUGUGGUUGCUGCUUGGUAGAUACGGCCUGCAGGGGAGGUUUAUAGAUUGGCUGAAGACAUUAUAUAAAGGGGCUGAGAGCUUCCCACUUGUUAAUGGUUGGGUUGGGCGGCCUUUUGAGGUCGGCUCUGGUGUGCGCCAGGGAUGUCCUUUGAGCCCCCUGCUAUAUGCUUUCGCAAUCGACCCCUUUGUAAGAAGGCUAGAGGGCGCAUCGUUGUGCGGGGUGCCUCUGGGCAUUGCUGGUGUGCCGCCUUUGAAGGUCGUUGCCUAUGCUGAUGAUGUGUCUGUUAUUAUCUCUGGGACUGAGGAGGCGCAGGAGGUGGUCUCUGUGAUAGAGCAGUACACGGAGGCUUCUGGCUCUAAAGUCAACCAUGAAAAGAGUGAAGUUUUCUGGAUGGGUGAGGAGGGUGAAAGCUUCGAACUUCCGGAUGCCUUCCCAGAGCCCCAGCAGGAAAUUAAAAUUUUGGGCAUCAAAUUUGGUCCUGGUGACUAUGGUCAUCGAAACUGGGAAAGCAGGUUGGUAGUUGCCAAUGCCAAAGUAGCAAGCUGGAAGAGAUGGAGGCUUUCCUUGAGAGAGAGGGUUGACUUGAUCAAAACUUACCUGAUCCCGAUCUUUUUAUAUGUCAGCUUCGUCUGUAUCUUGCCAGUAUCUCUCUAUGCACGGGUCUACAGCUGUUUUUUUUUUUCCACUGUUAUGGGGAAAUAG
This is a messenger RNA of Staurois parvus, 963 nucleotides long. Lineage: Eukaryota; Metazoa; Chordata; Amphibia; Anura; Ranidae. The record is from the annotation of a GenBank genome assembly.